GGGUCCUGACGGGUCCUUCAGCCCUGAGCUGCUCCUCCAGUCUCCUUCCGUUAGCCGACAACCGGUUACAGAAAACCGACAAAUUCACCGUAAAUCCUGCUCAAACGGACCGGGUCCCGGGAGUUAUGAUGGGCGGGAGGACCAGCGCGUUGGCCGCGGGGGUGUGCGGGGCUCUGUUCGUCGGUUACUGCAUUUAUUUCGACAGAAAACGGCGGAGUGACCCCAACUUUAAGAACAGGCUGCGGGAACGGAGGAGAAAGCAAAAGGUAGCCAAAGACAGGGCCGGCAUCGCAAAGCUCCCCGACCUGAAGGACGCAGAGGCCGUGCAGAAGUUCUUCCUGGAGGAGAUCCAGCUCGGGGAGGAGCUGCUGGCUCAGGGAGACUAUGAGAAAGGUGUGGACCACCUGACCAACGCCAUCGCGGUGUGCGGUCAGCCCCAGCAGCUGCUGCAGGUGCUGCAACAGACUCUGCCUCCGCCCGUCUUCCAGAUGCUGCUCACCAAACUGCCCACCAUCAGCCAGCGUAUUGUGAGUGCACAGAGUCUGAGCGAGGACGAUAUAGAGUAAGGCGAGGGAUCGACAGGAACAACCCGCCCUCCUCCUCCUUCCAUUCUGACCUGCCAACACCUCGGCCUCCAUCACUCCGGCCGACGUCUCUCGCUCCCCCCAUCAAGGCGUCCUAAAGGAAAUUCAUUUUGUAUUCCUGGUUUACCUGCGACAGUAGCGUUUGUUUUUUUACUAAAUGACCCGUAUUAAACGACACAUCCUGCCCGCUUCACGCUUCAGGUUUACAGUCUGACGUGUUUGUUUAUGAUAUCAGAAGGUUACAGGAACAGGAGGCCGCAGAGUAUUUAUUGUUUUGUAAUCGGUCGUCUUUCUGUUUUCGGUUCUCGACCUCGAAACACUUUUUAAAAAGUGAUGAAAUGUUCUGUUCAUCUUAAAGAGGAAAGAAAAAAUAAAAUCAAUAAAAAGUGAACAAACUCUGGAGCUCUGUGAUCUGUGAUUAUUUCAAAUGUUGUGACAGAGCAGACGCGGGUGUUUUCUAGUCUUCUGACUACUCAAAGCUCUUUUACAGUGCAGGUCACACCAGUCUGACUUUUUUCUCCGUGCGCCCCUGAACAGCUUUCAUAGGAAUGACCGGGGCACCACCUUCAAUGCUGUAUCCACUCUGUAAUGCAUGGUACGCGGCGUGCAGGGACUAUGUGUCAGUAAAGGUGACCUCGGCUGUAUCCGAAUUGCCAAGUACCUCUUCAAUCUGUCAGUAGACA
Labrus bergylta (ballan wrasse) is the source of this 1267-nucleotide messenger RNA. The record is from RefSeq and is a predicted model, not a curated record. NCBI's taxonomy places the organism in Eukaryota, Metazoa, Chordata, Actinopteri, Labriformes, Labridae.